GGUAUCGCAAGAGCACUGACGAGUUUUUGGGCCCAGUCGCAACCAUGCGCAGCAUUCGAAUUCCGCACCCGCACAUCGGGCUGGCCCUCAGGGACCGGCACUUCGUCACGGCCCUCCUGGCCGAGUGCCUGGGUGUGCUGCUGUUCCAGCUGCUGGCCGGCAGCCUGGGGCCCGGCCCCGUGGAGACCGCCACAGCCUUCGCCGCAAUCAUGUACUUUGUGGGCCCGCUCAGUGGCGGGCAUCUGAACCCGCUGGUGAGCCUGGCGGGCGCCGCCACCGGCCACAUCGACCUGGUGCGCGGGCUGUGCUACGCAGUGGCGCAGAUCCUGGGAGCCAUCCUGGGAGCCAUCCUGCAGGUGUGGCUCAUCACCGACUUCAGCUUCGGCGCCCCCUCCGACAGCUGCCUGGCCCCGCCCAAGCACGUCAGCGGGCCGCAGCUGUGGGGCUGGGAGACCCUCCUGUCCUUCUUCUUCCUGGCGGUGAUGUAUUCGUCCGUGUUUGUGGCUCCCGGUCACGGCGGCGCCGCGCCCCUGGCCGCCGGACUGGCACUGCUGGCCGCCCUGUCCACUGGCGGCUUCUACACGGGAGGCAGCCCGCUCAACCCCGCCCGCAUCUUCGCCAACAUGGUCGUGUUCCGCUGCGACGCGGUGUGGGGCUGGACCUACCUGGCCGCGCACCUGGCGGCCAUUGGCGCGGCGGUGGCCUGGGUGUGGCCAGUGCACGGCCUGGGAAUGUUCAUGGGAGGCCCCCGCCCCGACGCCUUCACCGGCGCCGCCAACACGCUGGGCGGCAGCAGCCUCACCGACCCCUUCCUGGCGGGCACCACUGGCAGCAGCAGCGGCGCCCCCGCCGGCCCCACCAGCGGCACCGGUGCCCGCGGCACAGGCGGAAUGGAACCCGCCAGUGCGGGAGGCUACGUGUAAAUGGGAGAUUGGAGGAUAGAUGCGUAAUGCGUGGGUAGGUGAAUUGGUUGCGUGGCGUGUAGGCACGCUGGGGAAAGGAGUCGGCAUUGCCGUAGACUUGGUACCGUGGGCUUGGUUGGUCUGGUUAGGCAGGGAGGAGUCACUUGUUGGCUUAUUGGCCCCCGACGGGGUGCAGAGCAUAUGCGGUGCCAUGGUUGUGUCGUUGCGGAAUUGUUUGUUAGAGUGUUGGUGUGCGGUUGCUAGGGGGUCAUACAGCUGGCAUCAAAGGCACAAGCUGGCAAGGAUGUUGAUGGGACGACUCAUUAUCUGAUAGGGAGGGGCAGACCGAAGCGCCUGGCGGUUGAACCGUUGUGUGUGUAAAGAGGGCCACAGGCAGACUCGACAGACCCUAAAAUGCUGUCGCCACGUUUGGCAGACGCAAAUGGUGCGCGGUCACACUGCAUGGUUCGAGCAGCGAACGAUUGAAGUCGAGUGGGCGCUUCAGGGGUGCCAGGGGUAUUUAGCCCGGCCGCUACGUGGGGUUUCCGGGGUCGUGGUGUCCGUGUGGCUGCAUGCGGCGAGCCUUGGGUUUCGUGCCAGAUGACCCAACACGCGUCGCUGUGGGGACAUAACAUCAAAAUGGGCAGGAGGACAAGGAGCUGCAUGACGGGGCACCGCGCAAGCAGAGGGAGCCCAGCGCGUACAGGGCCGCGCUCAGUCAACUUGCGGAUGACCGCGAUCGCAAACUCCAUA
This is a messenger RNA of Chlamydomonas reinhardtii, 1655 nucleotides long. RefSeq lists its product as uncharacterized. The record is from RefSeq and is a predicted model, not a curated record. The coding region runs from base 45 to 923 and encodes 292 amino acids. Gene Ontology annotation, cellular component: membrane. Gene Ontology annotation, biological process: water transport; transmembrane transport. Gene Ontology annotation, molecular function: water channel activity. Lineage: Eukaryota; Viridiplantae; Chlorophyta; Chlorophyceae; Chlamydomonadales; Chlamydomonadaceae. The transcript is spliced from 8 exons.